AAUGUGGCGGAGGACAAUAAAGGCAAUUCAUGGCCUGCAUCGUCGCAGAGCUCUGCGGUUACCGCCACGCACCUGUUCCCGAGCCGCACAGUGUCAUAUGGGGGCUCGAUUGUCUCGCAGGACAGCUUGGGUGGAUCGCCGGCGCCAUCCAUAUCUGGAUGCUACAGCGGCGUGCCUUCAGUUGCUGACACCAACGUCGCGUCGACCAUGCGGCCCUUCUCACCUUCAUAUUCUCUCAGUCCCUCUACGAGCUCCUCCAUGCAUUGCCCACGACGGCGUCGCCGCCGUCCGCCGUCCUAUGACAAGAACCCGUUGUGGGAGAUCUCAACACCAUAUCCGAACCAGUUCCCCAUGCACUGCCGUGACGCUCGAGGCGUAAUUGACCCCGUGCCAUUGACCUCAAUGGUCCUGGACCGCCACAAGUUUUGCUACCGGUUUC
Molecule: messenger RNA, 439 nt
Organism: Linderina pennispora
Lineage: Eukaryota; Fungi; Kickxellomycota; Kickxellomycetes; Kickxellales; Kickxellaceae
Exons: 1
Coding region: 30-188 (52 amino acids)
Source: RefSeq, a predicted model, not a curated record